This is a messenger RNA of Camellia sinensis, 1770 nucleotides long. NCBI's taxonomy places the organism in Eukaryota, Viridiplantae, Streptophyta, Magnoliopsida, Ericales, Theaceae. The record is from RefSeq and is a predicted model, not a curated record.
AUGAAUGAAAGUUGGGUGGAACCUUAUCAUGGUUGCGAAGCUGGUUCGAGCAAUGAAGAAGCAACCAACAUGAAUGUUGAAGAUAGCGGAGCCGAUGUGAAAAAAGAAAUGGUUGACGAUGCUCAUGGCAAUGACAUGGUUGGUGAUAUUGAACGUGCUAUUCUAGAACAAAAAUUUGAUUCGGUCGAAGAUGGAGAAGCUUUCUACAAUGCGUAUGCUAAAGCCAAGGGAUUUAGUAUACAAAAAUCCAGAUUUAACACAAAUAAAGAGGGAAAGGUUGUUAGUAGACUGUGGUUGUGUUCAAGGGAAGGUCAGAGAUUACCAAUAUACUUGGACCGUGUUGUUGAGAAGAGUAGAGCUCCCAAGGCACUAAUAAGAGUAGGUUGCAAAGCCCAAUUUCGCAUACGGUACGAUGCAGAUGCUAGUGAAGGGGGAAAGUAUGUUGUGACUCACUUCAUCGCAGACCACAACCAUGAAUUGGCAGAACCACUCUGUGUGAUGUAUCUGAGGUCACAUUGCAGGUUAAACAGCGCUGACAAAUCUCAAGCAAUGGCUAUGCGCAAUGUUGGUGUGAAGACUAGCCAAAUCAUAGACUACAUGGUAAAUCAAUCCGGGUCUUAUGAGAAUGUUAGUUUCGUCCAUUCAAAAUCGCAGGGCGACUACGCAAAGUUUGGUAAUGUGUUGAUAUUUGACUCAACUUACAGAACCAAUGCAUACAAGAAGCCUUUUGUCAUGUUGGCUGGUGUGACUAGCCACUUUAGGACCACGAUAUUUGCAUGUGUUUUGCUAGCUAAUGAGACAAUUGAGACAUACACAUGGGUUUUGGAAACAUUUAUGGAGGCGAUGGGCAAUAAAGCAUCUGUGUCCGUACUGACAGAUGGGAAUAAGGCGAUGCGAGAGGCAAUCAGAAGAGUAUUUCCAGACGCAAGACAUCAAUUAUGUAAUUGGCGUCUUGGGAAAAAUACUGUUUCAAAUGUUCACAUAAGUGGCUUUGCACAUGCUUUCAAGCAGUGUAUGGACAUGGAAAUGGAUGAGACAAAGUUUGAGCAUGGCUGGACGACAAUGGUCGAAAAAUUUGGACUUCAAACCAACAGUUGGGUGUUGGAGACAUAUGAGAAGCUUCAUAUGUGGGCUGAGGCAUAUAUGCGUGGACAUUUCUUUGCUGGGACGAAGAGCACUCAGCACUCGGAGUGUAUGAAUGCUUAUUUCAAUCCCUUCCUCCAACACAAAUUGAAGCUAUAUGAAUUUGUUAGGCACUAUGAUCGGGCUCUUGCAAGGAUAAGGUAUAACGAGGCUGGAGAUGAUGCUGAAACAAAUAACACUUUUCCGACGGCUCGGUAUGGGAUAUUGAGUUCUUCCUACAACGAAAUGUGUUUCUAUGCCUCGCAAUCAACAGAAGGUUUCAAAGAGGCUAGGGAUGCAUGUCUUCCGUUGACGAGUCGGAUGAAGGAGUUAUAUGAGAGGAAUCUGAACGAUGGGAAUGGAGACAAAGGGAAACAUUCAUUCCCUCGACAAUUUGGAGUAAAAGAUCCUGAUGCUGUGAAGACAAAAGGGAACCCGGGACGAGCCUCGUCCAACUGUCGAAGACUAAGAAAAUGUGGGAAUUGCAAAUGCAUUGGGCACACAAAGCGAACGUGUCCUAAGGUUCGGUUUAGCCGAACAGUGGGUACUAACAUAGAUGUAGAUACACCCCACAUAACUGACUGUGAGUACAAUGCGGAGUCAUUGCCCGUUCACUGCAAAGGUGGAUCCAAGUACACCGCACAUUAA